This is a messenger RNA of Phytophthora sojae, 792 nucleotides long. RefSeq lists its product as hypothetical. The transcript has 8 exons. The coding region runs from base 1 to 792 and encodes 263 amino acids. Lineage: Eukaryota; Oomycota; Peronosporomycetes; Peronosporales; Peronosporaceae. Gene Ontology annotation, biological process: protein dephosphorylation. The record is from RefSeq and is a predicted model, not a curated record. Gene Ontology annotation, molecular function: protein serine/threonine phosphatase activity.
AUGGACGAGGGCUUCAGCUGCUGCCGAUGCGUGAGUAUCUGCGAGGAAAUGAAUGCCGAGCACCGGAAGACGAUGGAAGACACGAUCCGCAUCGUUGACGGCUUCUUGGAGCGUCCCACGAACGGCUACUUUGCCAUCCACGACGGCCACGGAGGCCGGUCCGUGUCGACAUAUUUGCAGCGAGUGCUGCACGAGAACGUUGCAGCGGAGCUGCAAUUGGAGGGGGAAGAUUGCACAGUCGAGCAGUGUCUUGAAAGAGGCUUCCUGAUCUCGGAUAUGGAGUGCUGCCAGUCGUUUUCCGGUUCAGUGGGUGCCACGGCUGUGACUGCAGUGCUGCUAAAGGAAAAUGGUGUCAAAACACUUUACGUGGCCAAUGUUGGAGAUAGCCGUGCCGUAGUGAGCCACAAAGAGAAGGCCAUUCGACUUUCGAAGGAUCACAAGGCUAGCGAUCACGAAGAAAUGGAUAGAAUUAUCCACGCUGGCGGCUUUGUCAUACAAGAACGCGUGUCUGGUGUGCUUGCAGUCUCCCGGAGCUUUGGAGACCGGGAUCUGAAGCAGUUUGUGGUAGCGAAGCCGCACACCAGCGCGACCAGACUGCAGCCAGCGGCCGACUAUCCCUUCUUCGUACUGGGAUGCGACGGCAUCUGGGAUGUUCUUAGUGACCAAGACGUUGUGGACAUGGUGGGAGCCAUACCCGUCGCCCAGCAGUCUCAAGCCGCGGAAGUUCUUGUCCAUGAGGCGCUUGCCAGGGGUAGUGGGGACAACGUCACCGCUAUUGUCGUGUUUCUUUGA